This is a messenger RNA of Sordaria macrospora k-hell, 963 nucleotides long. RefSeq lists its product as uncharacterized. The record is from RefSeq and is a predicted model, not a curated record. Lineage: Eukaryota; Fungi; Ascomycota; Sordariomycetes; Sordariales; Sordariaceae. Gene Ontology annotation, molecular function: coenzyme A transmembrane transporter activity; ADP transmembrane transporter activity; FAD transmembrane transporter activity. Gene Ontology annotation, cellular component: peroxisomal membrane. Gene Ontology annotation, biological process: transport.
AUGUCGCAGUCCAAGCCCGUCAUCCCCCAAAAUGACAAUGUCGCCCACGCCCUCGCCGGCGCCGGUGGUGGCAUUCUGUCCAUGGCCUUGACCUACCCCCUAAUCACCCUCUCCACCCGCGCCCAAGUCGAAUCCAAGCGCUCCGUCGACACCACCUUCCUGGCCGCCGUCCAGAAGAUCGUUGCGCGCGAGGGCAUUUCCGGUCUCUACAGCGGCUUGUCGUCGGCCCUGUUCGGAAUCUCCGUCACCAACUUCGUCUAUUACUACUGGUACGAAUGGACGCGCGCCUUCUUCGAGGCCGCCGCCAUCAAGGCGGGGCGGGCCUCCAAGAAGCUGACCACCGUCGAGAGCAUGAUCGCCGGCGCCAUCGCCGGCUCCGCCACCGUCAUCCUGACCAACCCCAUCUGGGUGGUCAACACGCGCAUGACCACGCGCAAGGCUGCUGCUGCCGAGGAAGGCGAGGGUGGAAAAGACGCCGCGCUGCCGGGCGCCCCGCCUGCCAAGAAGCCGUCCACUAUCGGCACAUUGUUGGCGCUGCUCAAGAAUGAGGGACCCCAGGCCUUGUUUUCCGGUGUGGUGCCCGCGCUGGUGCUGGUUAUUAACCCUAUUUUGCAGUAUACGCUGUUUGAGCAGAUGAAGAAUGCUGUGGAGAAGCGGAGGAAGAUGACGGCUACGCUGGCGUUCUUCCUUGGUGCGGCUGGAAAGCUGUUUGCGACCAGUGUGACGUAUCCGUAUAUUACGGUCAAGAGCCAGAUGCAUGUCGCUGGCGAUAAGAAGGAGGGUAUGAGGGAGGCGAUCAAUCGCGUGGUGAGGGAGGAGGGGUAUGCUGGGUUGUACAAGGGCAUCGGCCCCAAGGUAACCCAGUCCGUCCUCACGGCCGCCUUCCUCUUCGCCUUCAAGGACGUGCUCUACGAGCAGACCGUCAAGCUAAGGGGCAGCGUCACCCGCAAGGCCCUUGCCUAG